CUCAUACCUUCUUCUCUGUCUUUUAUCUUCUCUUCUUCCUGAUCGUCGCUAUAAUGGAUGCGCGCAUCAAUUUUGAUAUAAAUGAGUCGCUCAAGCACUAUAGUAUCGACCCCGCGUCGAUUGCGACACCAGAGGCCCCCUCUGAGCUUGUCGAGUGCGAACACGACCCCGAAUCGCUGACGCCCGCGUUGAUUAACAGCGAGCUGAAUCCUGUUGUUGAUGCGGUCGCGGAGAGCCCAGAUGCAAUUACUCGCAGCUCGUACUUCGAUACUCUGCAGUUUCUACUCAAGUGUGUUCCCGUUAUUUCUUUGCAUGAACGAUCACCUACGGCAGAUCCUGACUGUGAGCUUUUCCUCCGCUCUAGAACAUCCUCUCAGAUACCCCCUACCACUCUCAGUAAAAUUCUCGACCUCCUAGUUUCGGCAUUGUCCACGCAGGCCGACAUUGUGCACUCCGAUUUGGAAGCCGAUGAGCAAGAGACGAUACAACACCACAAGCAGUUACUGGAAAUAUAUGGCUUCCUACUUCAAUGGACGCUGUCGGCGGUCGAGACAAGAGCGAUGGAGAAGUCGGCAUCUGCUCCGGCGAGGGGGCGGGGCAAAGGCGCAAAAGCGAAGUCUGGCGCAAACAAGGACGGAAACUGGGACGCGUCACGACAGCUGGAGACAGCUCUCGAUAUCAUGAGUAAAGUACUGAAACUGAAGCUGGCGAGGAUAUUUGUCACAACGUCGGAGCGGGACACCUUCAUUAGCCUUUUCACAAAGCCGGUUUACCACGUCCUAGAGAAUGAAGCUCGGGUGAAGAACACAGCCAUUCGGAUGCAUUGCUUCAGGGUACUAUGCAUCGCAAUCAAGCAUCAUGGCCAUGCCUUUGGCGCCCAAACUGCCAUCAACCAGAACCUCUCGUAUUUCGAGCAUUUGUCAGAGCCAAUGGCCGAGUUUUUGCAAAUCCUGGCCGAGCAAUACGACUACCCACAACUCACCGAGGAGGUCCUAAGGGAUUUGAGCAGCAAAGAGUUUAACAGUAAUGAUCUGAAAGGACCAAAGUCGGUGUCGACGUUCUUGACUAAAAUAUCGGAGUUGACACCGCAUCUGGUCAUCAAGCAAAUGACGUUGCUUGCCCACCUUCUCGAUAGCGAGUCAUGGACUCUCCGCUGCGCAAUUUUAGAAGUUUGCGGCAACCUCAUUGCCAUGCUUACGAAACAACCUGAAGGAGACCAAGGUGAAAAUCAUAAGCGACAGAUGAAAGCGUUUUUCGAGGUUCUCGAAGAACGAUUUCUAGACGUGAAUCCCUACUGCCGAUGUCGAGUUAUGCAAGUGUACGUUAAGCUUUGCGAUCUCGAGCAAAAGUUCCCGAAGCGUCGCCAGAUUGUUGCGGAACUUGCGGCAAGGAGCCUCGAGGAUAAGAGCAGUAAUGUUCGUCGCAAUGCCAUCAAACUCCUCGGCAAGUUAGUUUCAUCACAUCCAUUCACUGCUAUGCAAGAUGGCGGCUUGCUCUCAAACAAGGAAUGGGAGAAACGGCUGGAAUUAUGCGAGGCAGAGAUCAAUAAGCUGGAACCACCUCAGGAACUCCAGGAACACCCCCGGCCAGAUGAACGAACCGUCGAUGAGACUUUGCUGCAAGACGCCACCCAAGUCGAGAAUGAGCAUGCACCGGAGCCCAAAAAUCCCGGUGAAAUGACUGACGAAGAAAAGCUGGCCGCAAUUCGGAAAGUACAAGAAAAGGCCGCCACUGCAGAAGAGUUGGUGAGCUUCAAGACGACACGAAAGUAUUUCCUGGAGGCUCUCCGAUUCAUCGAAGUCAUUGAUGAGGCAGCCGAGAUUGUGACACAGUUGCUGUCGUCCAAGAACAAGAGCGAGGUCAUUGAAGCAAUGGAUUUCUUCACCAUUAUUGAUGCCUAUAAGAUCCAAAAUGCUCGACUCGGGAUUCGAAGAAUGCUUCGCUUAAUCUGGACAAAAGGCAAUAAUGACGAAGGGAAAGGUGUACAAACGCAUCUUAUCGAGUGCUACAAAGGCCUAUUCUUUGAUGCGCCACCGAACUUUAACGCUAACGAUGCGGCCAACUACAUUGCCAAAAACAUGAUUAGUCUCACGUUCGGCACUACCCCUGCUGAAUUGACUUCCCUUGAACAACUUCUCAGCAUGAUGAUGAAACAAGGCUUGGUCAAUGACCUCGUCAUUGAGAAAUUGUGGCAGGUGUACGGCUUCCAAAGGAGGGAGAUAUCCAAGAGUCAGCGCCGUGGAGCUAUCAUUGUGCUGAGUAUGCUUGCGCUUGCGGAUCCAAACAUUAUCGUGAAAGAGAUGGAGACUUGCCUACGCAUUGGUCUUGGAGAAAUUGGACGACGCGACCUUGGAUUAGCCAGAUACACUUGCAUCGCUCUUCGCCGCAUCAGCCCACCCCCAGGAAAGCAGUCUGCGGGUGCUGCCCCAAAGCAAGUUGUCAAGCUACCAAAUGAUCAUGCGGUCCUCGUUCGGUUGGCUGCCAUGACUGAAAUCAUGUCGGACAGCAAGGAGUGGUUUGGAGUCGCUGAACAAGCUAUUAGCGCCAUUUAUGUCUUGUCAAAGCAUCCGGAUGUCCUUUGCUCGGAGAUUUUGAGGCGCAAGUCCAAGCAAGUUUUUGCUUCCCAAUCUCAGCCACGACCCUCAUCCAGCGGGUUGGGAGUAGAAGAAGCCAGCCAGUUGCCUACCACGGACAAAGAGGACACAACCCCGGAAGAUGCUCCGGUGGAAAUUCAAGCUCCAAAUAAGAAACAGAACUCUGCGCUCUCUCUCUCCCAGCUGCUCUUCAUCGUCGGUCACGUCGCCAUCAAGCAGAUAGUUCACCUCGAGCUCUGUGAGCUAGAGUUCAAGCGACGGAAAGCCGAGAAAGAAAAGAAGACUACUCCUUGCCAAUCUACUGCUCCUGAGAAUGUAUCACCGGUGAAAAAAGGUAAGAAGAAGUCUGCUGGGAAAGAACAAACACCCGCCCCUGAGGAAGCCGACGAAUUGGAUCUCAUGGCUGGUACCACAGAAGACGACUUCACCGAAGCGAUUGCACACAUUCGCGAACGCGAGCUUCUGUACGGCCCGCAAUCACUUCUCUCAAAUUUCGGCCCUUUGGUAUCGGACAUUUGCGCAAACAAUACCUCGUACAACCAUCCUACACUGCAAGCCCAAGCAGCUCUCUGCCUCGCGAAGCUUAUGUGUGUAAGUUCUGAGUACUGCGAAGGAAACCUUGGUCUCCUUCUCACUAUCCUCGAACGAAGCAAAGAUGCCGUUGUCCGUAGUAACCUUGUCGUGGCCCUUGGAGAUAUGGCUGUCUGCUUUAAUCAUCUCAUUGACGAAAACACCGACUUUCUUUACCGCCGUCUAAACGAUGGGGAUCCUAGCGUCAAGCGCACAUGUCUUAUGACACUGACUUUCCUCAUCUUGGCUGGUCAAGUCAAAGUCAAGGGUCAGCUCGGCGAAAUGGCGAAAUGCCUCGAAGACAGCGACAGGAGGAUUGCGGACAUGGCGCGCAUGUUCUUCAGUGAGCUGGCGACGAAAGAUAACGCCGUCUACAAUCAAUUUGUCGAUAUGUUCAGUGUGUUGAGCGCGGAUACCGGCUUGGACGAGGAGGCGUUCAAGAGGAUUGUCAAGUUCUUGGCGGGUUUUAUCGAGAAGGACAAGCAUGCCAAACAACUGUCAUCCAAACUCGCUGCUAGGUUGCCGAGAGCGGAGAAUGAGCGACAGUGGAAUGAUGUCGCGUUUGCAUUAGGCUUACUCCAGCAUAAGGACGAGGAUAUUCAAAAGAUGGUUGCGGAGGGUUUCAAGGUUGUGCAAGCAGCGGCGUAGUGGCUAUCUUAUUGAAAAGAUUUUU
This is a messenger RNA of Lindgomyces ingoldianus, 3837 nucleotides long. RefSeq lists its product as uncharacterized. The record is from RefSeq and is a predicted model, not a curated record. Gene Ontology annotation, biological process: mitotic chromosome condensation; mitotic cell cycle; meiotic chromosome condensation. The coding region runs from base 54 to 3812 and encodes 1252 amino acids. Gene Ontology annotation, molecular function: histone binding. NCBI's taxonomy places the organism in Eukaryota, Fungi, Ascomycota, Dothideomycetes, Pleosporales, Lindgomycetaceae. Gene Ontology annotation, cellular component: condensed chromosome, centromeric region; nucleus. The transcript is spliced from 4 exons.